Molecule: messenger RNA, 1092 nt
Organism: Iphiclides podalirius (scarce swallowtail)
Lineage: Eukaryota; Metazoa; Arthropoda; Insecta; Lepidoptera; Papilionidae
Source: the annotation of a GenBank genome assembly
AUGAAAGUGAUCGCAAUUUUCGCCGCCGUCCUGGCUGUGGCCAUGGGCGCCCAAACAUCCUGGACGGUGAAUGAGGUCUCUGCGGCCCUGCAGGACCCCAGCACCAACCCAGCUCUCAUCCCGUUCCUGGAGCACGCCCUCAAUGAAAUGAUGGACGCUAUCUACGCCGGAUACCCGCCGGAAGCUGUGCAGGUUGCGGUGCCGGCAGUGAGCACCUGGACGCUGCAGGAGCUUAACUCGGCUCUCGAAAACCCUGCGACGAACCCCGCUCUGGUUCCCUACUUGGAGCAAGCCCUCAACGACAUUAUGCAAGCUCUCGAAUCUGGACAGCAAAUGGACACCAUCGCCGUGGUAGUCCCCGCCGCCAUCGCGCCUGUCGAAGCCGAGAUUCCCGUGUUGCCAGUGGCGGUGCCAAACCCCGUGCAGGUGCCAAACCCGGCGCCCGUGCCAAGCCCCCCGCCAACCGCCUCUAGCCCUCUGGUGCAGAUCAUCGUGAAUGUCGGGAAACCACAACAGCUGUCCGACCUCAACUGUAUCGGUCGCAACCUCGCUGGCAACUCCCGCUGCAACCCCAACGUCGUCGGCCGCAUCCCCGAACGGUACACGGUGGACCAAUACAGGUUCGACGCUCCGUACUUCAACGCCACCUACAUCGACAGCAACCUCGUCAUCAGCAACUCGAAUAAAUGCAGGGUCUCCGAGUUUUAUAUUAACCUAUCAAGCGACAAUGUCGUGCUUGCUGUAAAUUGCCCAAUGUUGGACUUUGCAUCCAAUCGCACAUUGAUACAACAUACUUCGCUGGUGGAAGAUCGAAGCUAUAGCUACAAAAUUCAAGGAACCUACCCACUGAUCCGUCUGACAACGACGCUGCACUACAAGAACGGCUUGGAUCUAUGCUCUGCGUUCACGUUCGCUGACGUGGCCGCCCUGCCGUUGUUCCGCAUCGACCCCAACAAUCCGCAAACGGCGAAAUUCCUCUCGAGGGACCUCACCCUGUUGAAUAUUUUCGAGAGGGAAUGCUUCUUCUGGCGCGCCCCGUUGCUCGCUCGCUUCUUUAUCAACUCCCUCAUUUGUGACUUCGGUUGUAAUUAU